This is a messenger RNA of Trifolium pratense (red clover), 1362 nucleotides long. RefSeq names its product bifunctional UDP-glucose 4-epimerase and UDP-xylose 4-epimerase 1. The record is from RefSeq and is a predicted model, not a curated record. The transcript has 9 exons. The coding region runs from base 164 to 1216 and encodes 350 amino acids. Gene Ontology annotation, molecular function: RNA binding; UDP-glucose 4-epimerase activity. Gene Ontology annotation, cellular component: cytosol. NCBI's taxonomy places the organism in Eukaryota, Viridiplantae, Streptophyta, Magnoliopsida, Fabales, Fabaceae. Gene Ontology annotation, biological process: galactose metabolic process; rRNA processing.
GUGAGCAACACUCAACAAUUUAAAACAAAUCUAGUUUUACAGAAGUAGUAUUAAUUUAAGUAUUUAACAGUAUAAAAGACAAACUCAAAUUCCCAAUCUCUCGCUUUUUCCUCAUCUCCUUUAAGAAUCCCACUCCUCUCUCUAUCUCUCUGAUUCCAAAAAUAUGGCGUCACCGUCGCAAAAGAUACUUGUUACCGGUGGUGCCGGUUUCAUCGGCACUCACACCGUCGUUCAGCUUCUCAACGAUGGUUAUAAUGUUACCAUCAUUGAUAAUUUUGACAAUUCUGUUAUGGAAGCGGUCGACCGUGUCCGUGAACUUGUCGGUUCAAAUCUUUCUCCGAAUCUCGAAUUCACAGAGGGUGAUCUCAGGAAUAAGGAUGAUUUGGAGAAACUUUUCUCACAAACUACAUUCGAUGCUGUGAUUCAUUUUGCUGGAUUAAAAGCAGUUGCAGAAAGUGUUGCAAAUCCACGUCGCUAUUUUGAUAAUAAUCUUGUUGGCACUAUCAAUCUCUAUGAAGUUAUGUCCAAGUAUAAUUGUAAAAAGAUGGUUUUCUCAUCAUCUGCAACUGUUUAUGGCCAACCUGAAAAGAUACCUUGUGAGGAGGAUUUCAAUUUACAAGCCAUGAAUCCAUAUGGACGAACCAAGCUUUUCCUAGAAGAAAUUGCGCGAGAUAUUCAGAAAGCUGAGCCAGAAUGGAGGAUCAUUUUACUGAGAUACUUCAAUCCAGUUGGGGCCCAUGAAAGUGGUAGACUCGGUGAAGAUCCCAAGGGCAUCCCAAAUAAUCUCAUGCCUUAUAUACAGCGUGUAGCUGUUGAAAGAUUACCCGAGCUCAAUGUAUACGGUCAUGAUUAUCCUACGAGAGAUGGUUCUGCGAUUCGGGACUAUAUCCAUGUGAUGGACUUAGCAGAUGGUCACAUUGCUGCCGUGAGAAAGCUUUUCACAGCAGAUGACAUAGGUUGUGCUGCUUACAACUUGGGAACUGGUUGUGGUACAUCGGUGCUUGAAAUGGUUGAUGCAUUUGAGAAAGCUUCUGGCAAGAAAAUUCCAGUGAAAUUGUGUCCACGAAGACCGGGAGAUGCUACGGAGGUUUAUGCAUCUACAGAGAAAGCUGAGAAAGAACUUGGUUGGAAGGCCAAAUAUGGUGUAGCGGAGAUGUGCAGAGAUCAGUGGAAUUGGGCAAAGAAUAACCCAUGGGGUUACUCAGGGCAGCCUUGAAUCAGCUUGACAAAGAUAGUGCUCAUCUAUCUACCAAUAUUUUCGAUGCAAAUAGGUUUCCCAUUGUUGAAGAAGAUUUGAUGCCUUGUGAUUUACUUUGGCGCUUAAUAAUCUAUAGAAUAAAGUUUUGGUUGCUAUUUCAUAAA